AAUGUCAGCAAUGAACCAUUUUUUGCGGGUUUCCAGUACGGAUUGAGGUCCAUUUUACCAACGCCCACCCUCCAAACAAAGGUAUAAUUCUUUUCGAAUUUUAGGGUUCUCGAGGGUUGCUGCCGACCAUAAUUGAGAAAUCUCUCCCGACUCCAUUUCGUUUCUCCUCCGAAAACUCUCCUACAAUGGUUUCCUCCAAGAAGACGAAGAAGACACAUGAGAGUAUAAACAACAGGUUGGCUCUUGUGAUGAAGAGUGGCAAGUACACUCUUGGUACCAAAACUGUUCUUAAAACCCUCAGAAGUUCCAAAGCAAAAUUGGUGAUCAUUUCAAACAACUGCCCACCAUUGAGGAAGUCUGAGAUAGAGUAUUAUGCUAUGUUGGCUAAGGUUGGAGUUCACCAUUACAAUGGAAAUAAUGUUGAUCUCGGAACUGCUUGCGGAAAGUACUACAGGGUGUGCUGCCUCAGUAUUAUCGACCCUGGUGAUUCAGAUAUUAUCAAGAGCAUGCCUGACCACUAAAUUUAGUUUUUAGGUGGUGAUUGUUUCAGUGAGUUCUUGCAGAAAGCAGUUUUGAAGUUAUUUUUCUGUUUUUAAUCUUCUGGAAGUAGACAUACAUCUGGUUCUGGGAGUUCGAUCUUGCGACUAAAUUGCAUUUAUGUAUUUUGUUUCGUUUUAAACCUUUUGAAUGCCAUUGUUUGAUUAUCAGUGAUA
Messenger RNA from Amaranthus tricolor (Joseph's coat), 713 nucleotides. Its product is annotated as 60S ribosomal protein L30-like. The transcript has 4 exons. The record is from RefSeq and is a predicted model, not a curated record. Bases 186 to 521 code for a protein of 111 amino acids. Gene Ontology annotation, cellular component: cytosolic large ribosomal subunit. NCBI's taxonomy places the organism in Eukaryota, Viridiplantae, Streptophyta, Magnoliopsida, Caryophyllales, Amaranthaceae. Gene Ontology annotation, molecular function: structural constituent of ribosome; RNA binding.